AUGACGGCGUCUCCCGACUACCUGGUGAUCCUUUUCGUGACCACGGCGGGCACCAACGGGGCAAGGCUGGGCUCGGAUGAGCGAGAGCUGCUCCAGCUCCUGUGGAAAGUGGUCGACCUGAGGAGUAAGGAGCUGGGGCACCUGCACGACGUGCUGGUCCGGCCUGACCACCCGGAGCUGACGGCUGAGUGCCAGGAGAUCACCCAGGUGGAUGCGGAGAGCCUGGCACUGGCUCCGCCGCUGGAGCAAGCAUUGAGACAGUUUAAUCAGUCCGUGAGCAAUGAGCUGAACAUUGGUGUAGGUACUUCCUUCUGUUUCUGUACUGAUGGACAGUUGCACAUCAGGCAGGUUCUGCACCCUGAAGCUUCGAAAAAGAAUAUCUUACUGCCUGAAUGCUUCUACUCCUUUUUUGACUUGCGGAAAGAGUUCAAGAAGUGCUGCCCUGGCUCACCUGAUGUUAGCAAACUGGAUGUUGCGGCCAUGACAGAAUAUUUAAAUCUUGACAAGAACAGUCCAGCGUUUCCCUAUGGAGCCUCUCAAGUUGAAGAUAUGGGGAAUAUUAUUUUAACACUAAUAUCUGAACCAUACAAUCACAGAUUUUCAGAUCCAGAAAGAGUGAACUACAAAUUUGAAAGUGGGCCUUGCAGCAAGAUGGAACUUGUAGACGACAAUGCCGUUAUCCGAGCAAGAGGAUUGCCGUGGCAGUCGUCUGACCAGGACAUAGCAAGAUUCUUCAAAGGCUUAAAUAUUGCCAAGGGAGGUGCUGCACUCUGUCUCAAUGCCCAAGGUAGAAGGAAUGGGGAGGCUCUUGUGAGGUUCGUAAGUGAAGAGCAUAGAGAUCUAGCACUACAAAGGCACAAGCAUCACAUGGGGAAUCGAUACAUUGAGGUAUACAAGGCAACAGGUGAAGACUUCCUUAAAAUUGCAGGAGGCACUUCCAACGAGGUUGCACAGUUCUUGUCAAAAGAAAACCAAGUGAUUGUCAGGAUGCGAGGUCUUCCUUUCAAUGUAACAACAGAAGAAGUGCUGACAUUCUUUGGCCAGCACUGCCCUGUCACAGGAGGAAAGGAGGGAGUCCUGUUUGUCACGUACCCUGACAGCAGGCCAACAGGGGAUGCCUUUGUGUUGUUUGCUUGUGAGGAAUAUGCACAAAAUGCACUGAAAAAGCAUAAGGAGUUGCUUGGAAAAAGAAUGAGUAAGGAGGCUUUCUGUAACCUCUCUCUUUGUUUCACACAGGUGCUGAACAGGUACUCUUCCACUCCUCUCAUUCCUCUCCCGACACCUCCUAUUCUUCCAGUAUUACCUCAACAAUUUGUGCCUCCCACUAACAUCAGAGACUGCGUACGUUUGCGUGGUCUUCCCUAUGCUGCUACUAUAGAGGACAUCCUGGAGUUCUUGGGGGAGUUUUCUACAGAUAUUCGAACCCAUGGAGUUCACAUGGUACUAAAUCACCAGGGGCGUCCAUCAGGAGAUGCUUUUAUUCAGAUGAAAUCUGCAGACCGAGCUUUUCUGGCUGCACAGAAGUGUCAUAAGAAGACUAUGAAGGACAGAUAUGUUGAAGUCUUUCAAUGUUCUGCUGAGGAGAUGAACUUUGUAUUAAUGGGGGGCACUUUAAAUCGAAAUGGCUUGUCCCCGCCACCAUGUAAGUUACCAUGCCUUUCGCCCCCUUCCUACUCCUUUCCGGCUCCUGCUGCAGUUGUGCCAACAGAAGCUGCUCUGUAUCAGCCAUCCAUGCUCCUGAACCCACGAACGCUCCAGCCCUCCACGGCGUACUACCCUGCUGGGGCUCAGCUCUUCAUGAAUUACACAGCAUACUACCCCAGGUAAAGCAGAGGAGAAACCAAGCAGGAACAAAGAAGUCUUUUUGCAGCAAAUGCACAAAGCUCACAAAAGAACAUUGUCUGCUGUGCUAAAGGCUUGUGCUACCAAGAACAGCUUGUUCGGUAUCUUGUUCAGGGGAAACAAUUUCAGGAUAUCUAGGGAUUUCCCAAGUUUUAGAGUAUUUCAGGUAGUGAUGAU
Charadrius vociferus (killdeer) is the source of this 2019-nucleotide messenger RNA. It is a transcript of the gene ESRP1, whose product is annotated as epithelial splicing regulatory protein 1. The record is from RefSeq and is a predicted model, not a curated record. The transcript is spliced from 13 exons. Gene Ontology annotation, molecular function: RNA binding. Bases 1 to 1827 code for a protein of 608 amino acids. NCBI's taxonomy places the organism in Eukaryota, Metazoa, Chordata, Aves, Charadriiformes, Charadriidae. Gene Ontology annotation, cellular component: ribonucleoprotein complex.